Messenger RNA from Cordyceps fumosorosea ARSEF 2679, 1086 nucleotides. RefSeq names its product Initiation factor 2B-related protein. Lineage: Eukaryota; Fungi; Ascomycota; Sordariomycetes; Hypocreales; Cordycipitaceae. Gene Ontology annotation, biological process: translational initiation. Gene Ontology annotation, molecular function: translation initiation factor activity; guanyl-nucleotide exchange factor activity. The record is from RefSeq and is a predicted model, not a curated record. Gene Ontology annotation, cellular component: eukaryotic translation initiation factor 2B complex. The coding region runs from base 1 to 1086 and encodes 361 amino acids. The transcript is spliced from 3 exons.
AUGGCGACUGACACAGCAGCUGCGGCCGACGGCGCCAGCACAACAACUCUACCCUUGCGCAGGCAUCACAACCAGACCGAGUUCGAGUACGUCAUCCUCCCCUCUGUACUCCUCCCCACCUACCAGCCUAACCCCCCCGGUAGCAUCGUAUCGACGUACCGAAACCUCCUCGCGCAGGAUCCCGACCUGACCAAGCCCGUCGCCGCCAUCGAGUCCCUCAUCGAGCUGCUCAACUCGGUGCCCUCGACCACCGUCUUCGAGACCCUCGACACGGUCAAGGCGCACUGCGACCGCCUCAAGGCCUCAGUCGAGAACCCCGUUCCCCUCACCGCCGGCACCGACCUCUUCCUGCAGUACCUCGUCGCCUCCCUCAAAGCACCCCAAAACGGCAGCAGCGGCGCCGGCACCAGCUUCGACGCCGUCCGCCAGCACCUACUGCGCAACGGGCGGCUCUUCGCCGCGCGGGCCGUCGCCGCCCGCGCGGGCGUCGCCGAAGCCGGCUUCCGCUUCAUCACCGAGGGCAAGGCCGUGCUGACCCACGGCAACUCGCGCUCCGUGCUGGCCGUGCUGGAGCGCGCCGCCCGCAACGGGCCGGGCAAGUUCCGCGUCAUCUACGUGCGCGACUCGGCGCGCGCCGAGGAGAGCGACGCGGUGGUCGGGCAGCUCCGCGGCAAGGGCAUCCCCGUGGCGGAGAUCCCGGGCGCGGCGGUCGGUCACGCGAUGGGGCUGCUGCGCCAGGUGGACAUGGUGCUGGUCGGCGCGGAGGCGGUGGCGCAGAACGGCGGCAUCAUCUCGAGGAUAGGCACGUUCCAGAUUGCGCAGCUGGCGAGCCGCGCGCACGUGCCGUUCUACGUGGCGGCGGAGACGCACAAGUUUGCGCGCAAGUUCCCGCUGGACCAGCGCGACAUUGGCUUUGAGCAGCACGUCCUCGACUUUACCACCGAGGGGCCGAGCAAGCAGCCGGUGGACGCUGUCGAUUACACUCCCCCCGAACUCAUCUCGAACCUCAUCACCGAAAACGGCGUCCACCUACCGAGCUACGUGUUCGAACAGCUACUGGAGAUUUACGGCAGCUUGAAUAGCUGA